This is a messenger RNA of Scomber scombrus (Atlantic mackerel), 3800 nucleotides long. RefSeq names its product olfactomedin 1b (gene olfm1b). Gene Ontology annotation, biological process: signal transduction. The coding region runs from base 338 to 1795 and encodes 485 amino acids. NCBI's taxonomy places the organism in Eukaryota, Metazoa, Chordata, Actinopteri, Scombriformes, Scombridae. The transcript has 6 exons. The record is from RefSeq and is a predicted model, not a curated record.
GGGCACCGGAGACGCACCAGCGUGCGGGACAACGGAGACAGAGGAGCUAUCCAGAGGACGCAUCCAGUACCCGCUCUCGGUUUUUAACCCCUCUUUUCAUCUUCCACUGGAGCAAGUGUUGCAGUUUUAUUCCGACCUUCCCGUUUCGGUCGACCCUACCGCGUCCGACUCGUUCGCAGCCAGUGCUUCGUUGGAGAUGUCCAAAAAAAGACCAGCCGAGCCGGAGUCCCGGGUGAAACAACAAGCUACUCUGGGCAACAUGACUCGCCUCCCUUGUUUCACCCCAAAGUCUGUAGAAUGAAGACGGCUUGAGUAAAGUCAAAGCAGCGCGCAAAAGAUGUCGGUGCCUUUGCUGAAGAUCGGCGUCGUGCUCAGCACCAUGGCGAUGAUUACCAACUGGAUGUCGCAGACCCUCCCCUCUCUGGUGGGGCUCAAUACUACCAAGCUCACGGCUGCACAGGGAGGGUAUCCAGAUCGGAGCACAGGAGUGUUGCCAGCAAACCCAGAGGAUGCAUGGCAGGUGUACAGUUCCGCCCAGGAUAGUGAGGGAAGGUGUGUCUGCACCGUGGUGGCGCCUCAGCAGUCCAUGUGCUCAAGGGAUGCCCGCACCAAACAACUGAGGCAGCUGUUAGAGAAGGUCCAGAACAUGACCCAGUCCAUCCAGGUGCUGGACCAGCGGACCCAGAGGGACCUGCAGUAUGUGGAGAAGAUGGAGGUCCAGCUCCGCGGUCUGGAGACCAAGUUCAGGCAGGUGGAGGAGAACCACAAGCAGAACAUCGCCAAGCAAUACAAGGCCAUAAAAGCGAAAAUGGAGGAGCUUAGACCGUUGAUACCAGUGUUGGAGGAGUACAAAGCCGAUGCCAAAUUGGUAUUGCAGUUUAAGGAGGAGGUCCAGAAUCUGACGUCAGUUCUAAGCGAACUUCAGGAGGAGAUGGGGGCCUAUGACUACGAGGAGCUCCACAACAGAGUGUCAAAUCUUGAGGAGAGACUCCGAGCAUGCAUGCAAAAAUUAGCAUGUGGCAAACUGACGGGCAUCAGUGAUCCCAUCACCAUCAAGACGUCUGGAUCCAGGUUCGGCUCCUGGAUGACUGACCCCUUGGCGCCUGAAGGGGAUACACGGGUCUGGUACAUGGAUGGUUACCAUAACAACCGCUUUGUGAGGGAGUACAAGUCGAUGCAGGACUUCAUGACGUCAGACAACUUCACGUCCCACCGGCUGCCCCACCCUUGGUCAGGCACAGGACAGGUGGUCUACAACGGCUCUAUCUACUUCAACAAAUUCCAGAGCCACGUCAUCAUCAAGUUCGACUUCCGCACUUCCUCCAUCAGCAAGUCCCGGCAGCUUGACUACGCCGGCUUCAAUAACGCGUAUCACUACGCUUGGGGCGGCCAUUCUGACAUUGACCUGAUGGUUGACGAGGGAGGCCUGUGGGCUGUCUACGCCACCAACCAGAACGCGGGCAAUAUUGUCAUCAGCAAGCUGAACCCCAACACACUGCAGAUCAUCAAGAGCUGGACCACCAACCACCCCAAAAGGAGUGCCGGCGAGUCUUUUAUGAUCUGCGGCACGCUCUAUGUCACCAACGGGUAUUCAGGAGGCACGAAGGUCUACUACGCCUACUCCACCAACUCCUCUACGUACGAGUACAUCGACAUUGCCUUCCAGAAUAAGUACUCGCAUAUCUCCAUGCUGGACUACAACCCGCGUGACCGUGCCCUCUAUGCCUGGAAUAAUGGCCACCAGGUUCUCUACAAUGUCACGCUGUUCCACGUAAUCCGUUCAGAAGAACUGUAAUCACGGAAAAUGGAUUACAUACGUAAAUACUUAUUGUCUGUGUAGAGAUCUCCCUAUAUACAAAAAUAUAUCUGUGAAAGAAAAAGACUCCAUGGCAAGACCAUUCUAUUUAUAAUAUCAAAUAACUUUUACCGAGAGACUGUAUCAACAGUGAAUGCAAAGUGGAUUGAAUGUGCAUAUACAUGACACUGAAAAAAAAAAUUGAAGGGUUUCAUUCCAAAAUGUGAUAUAUUUGUUAUAUAACAAAAAAGAAGUUUUAUCAGUUAAAAUCACAAAAUCACAACUAUUGUUAGAAAAAUGAACAGUUUUGUAAAUAAGGUCUGAACAUGACUUCUAACUUCAAUAGUUACCCAUAGUAGACUUUAUUUUAAUAGCUGCCAUCAUUUUGUUAAAGGUACUUGAGUUUGGAAUGAAACUCUUUAAUUGUUUGCCGCAUAGAAAAUGAUUGUACAAGUAGACUAUAUAUCAGAUUUAAAAGAAUAAGAACAGAUGCCAAAAAAAAAAAAAAAUUACAUCACGCCUUUUUUUUAUAUAAUGGAGUACCAUUCUAAGCUCAUUCCCGAGGCUCCGGUUCUUCUGCAGAAAUCCUCCCUGCUGAACUUUUCUUUUGGUCGAUGGGGGUCCUGAAACGAAGACUGUUGGUAAUAAACUUUUGGAUCCCCGGGUCCCAUGGACAGACAGAAAAGUGGGAGGCCAGUCUAGUCAGAAGACUUGAUAGCCUAACGGGUGCAGUCUGUCAUAUCGUUUUUAUCAAGUACAGUAGCAAAUCAAAAGUCUGUAGAGAACAGCAACAACAAUAACAACAUCCACUAAAAGACCUGAAGGCACUGACUGUUGACAGCACUGUUGUUUGAGAUGAUUUUCCUGUGUUAGUGACUAUGUGUGAAAAAGGCUUUCUUUGCAUGAGUGUUUUCUAUCACUCCAGUCUGCUCUUAUGAAUGUCUUUUGCUGUAUGAUACUAUUAAAAAAAAAAGGAGGGAGGGAUGUUGGGUGGGAGGGGGAACAAGAAAGAAUACCUUUGGGAUUUGCAAAAAUAUUUACUUUUUUCCCCCCCGCUUCUUUCUAUUUAGUUCUAGUUUUGUUUUUUUAUUUUUUUGCGAUCAUUUUAUUUCUCAAAUGUUCUUGUAUCACUGUAAUGUUGGCACCGGUUUUGCCUCUCUGUAUUUGUUUAUUUGGACUGCGUGGGAGGAAUCUAUCUAGCUCACAUCUCUCUGAAAAAAAAACAAAAAACAGAAUGUAUCAAGUAUUUUAUCCUGGGAAUCAGGUUCUCCUAUCUUCAAUUCACAUUAUGCGCCUGUAGUUGGGAGAGGUUUUUUUUUUUUUAGAGGAUAAUCCCGUCUCGUCAUGUAUCUCCCCACUGUUAGUGAAGGAAAAUGCUGUUUAAAUGUAUACCCUUGCAGAGGACAAAAGCUUUUCACUCUUUUUGCGCUUUGCUGGACAUGUGUUGUAUCUGAGAUGAGAUAGUUAAUGAUUCGUGUCAAUAAAACAGAGAAAUCUGACGAUCGGGUUGUUGCCUUGCAAAAAGCUACAAGCUGCCAUGUUACACCACAUUUAGUGUAUGACUGAUCAUAGAGAGAUACCUUUUACAUCACCCUUCCUCAGUUAAAUUCACUCAGGGGUUUUAUGGCUAUAGCCUUACUUCGUCUAGUGUGACCAGUAACUGAUGGCUGAUGUUUGCAUUUUUAGCUGGAUUGCCACUUGUGCCACACUGUCUGCCGUUCUGUGAAAGUUACAUAUGCUCGCUUUAAGGUUUUAAAAAUAGAUAAAAUGUCUGACCUCAUACAGAUUUCAGUAUCACUGCUGUCAUUUUUCAACAUGAUCAUGAUAAAAACAUUGCUAAAAAACAUUUAUUUUUCCAAGGAUUUUGUUUGUCCCAAUCCAACACUGUUAUCACCUUGAAUAACUCCUAUUUGUGUUUAUUUUCCAUCACUUGACAUGUCUCUUAUUUGUGUGUUUUGAUUACUUGUUAUUAUGGCAAAAUGGUCCACUUUUUGUUCACUCAACA